AUGGGCGCGGGUGAAGAGGUGGGGAUCAAGGGGGACAAAGCCGAGGAGCAUGCAUGCGGUCCCGAUGAGUACGGCAGCGGCCGGAAUUUCCAAGUCAAAGGGACGCCUGGUGAGGAGGUGGAGCUUACUUUGUUCGUGGAGGAUGGCAAGGUAACGGUGCGGGCCUAUAUGGCGACCUCAAGGCGGUCCAGGCAGUGGGACAGCAAUCGAGGAUGGGCACGACAUACCUAUGCAGUCAUACAGGAUGAAGGAGGACAAACACUUCCGAUGACGAUGAAUUUGCGCCGUCCGGGUGUUUUCACUUGCACUGUCGUGGUGGGCAAGGAUUUCGACAAGCAAGCUGGUGCCUACUUCCUCAACUUCCAGGUGGCCAUUGAUGGUGACAGUCGAUGGGUUUUCUACCCCAUGCAAGCUGGAGGGCUAUCUGGCGAGGUCAUUGUGAACCGACCGCCGCUUCAUGGCAACGGUUCCGAUGUGCCCUUCUCCAUCUACAGCCCUUCACCGGAGAGGACUUUCCAAAUCACCUUGGACCUUACAGCAGAGGACCGACGAAAUACAGUGACUUGGAGGGCGAUGUGA
Cladocopium goreaui is the source of this 579-nucleotide messenger RNA. NCBI's taxonomy places the organism in Eukaryota, Dinophyceae, Suessiales, Symbiodiniaceae. The record is from the annotation of a GenBank genome assembly.